This is a messenger RNA of Fusarium vanettenii 77-13-4, 1092 nucleotides long. RefSeq lists its product as uncharacterized. The transcript has 5 exons. Lineage: Eukaryota; Fungi; Ascomycota; Sordariomycetes; Hypocreales; Nectriaceae. The record is from RefSeq and is a predicted model, not a curated record. The coding region runs from base 1 to 1092 and encodes 363 amino acids.
AUGAGUUUUCGGCUCCUCAACACGGAAAGCCAACUCAUGCCAUUGACGGCCAUAAUUCCGGCCUGCGCCGUGCUGGGGCUAUUGUGUGCUUGCUGGAUCAAAAGAGGCGUAAGUUUCUACUGGGGCAUAGUUCCCAUUGAUCCUCUUCAUGAUUUCGAUUGGCGGGCAGAGAAGCGGAAACGACUGCGCCCCUUCAAGCCGACUUAUAACAUCACUAUGGGCAUACAAGCCGACGACUUGUCCGAACUCAUCACCAUUGACCAAGACUACCUGGACCGAGUGACCGCUCGCCGUUCUAUUGUCGCCAAUUACAACAACACAGUUCAUGGCUGUCUCCCAGGCGGUGAGGCCGCCGUGAAGGAACUUUACUCGUACCUUCUCGGAUACCACCUGCCAACUCGCUUUCCAUCCAUGUUUAAAACCACCGGAAAGGGCAAUUUUCACAACAAAGUCACCGGCGCAACGUUUCCACCGAGCCCCCCUGACGACCCUGAGAUCUGUUUGCGGACGCUUGCGGAAACGGUCGAUGAAGACAUCUUUCUGUUGAAAGAAACGGACACGACACACGUUUGCCUGGCAUUUCUGUGUUGCUUCCCUACCGGCUUCGAUCCAUCGACCAAGUUAGGCCAAGAUUUGAAGCGGAUUCAUGAUCCGGUUCCAUCAUAUGAAAAGAUUGGUCCAAGUAUGGAGCGAUUUUUCCGAAAGCUGCAAGUAGGCAAGAGUGUUAAGCGCAUGAAUGCAAGUAUAAUCAUGUGGGUGGUCCAAACACACGGAGACCUCAUCAACAUUUCAGGAAAUCACAUCAAGGAUGGUGACGAAUUCGUUGCCGAUGAGGCAGUAGACUGCUCCAAGGCAUGUAACGCCCAUUUGCGAAUCGAGCUUCAGACACUCACGAGACUUCCUCAAACACGAUUCGUCCUGUUUUCCUUCAAGACAUAUCUCUACCCACUCAAGGAUGUCAAAGAGGAGGGUUCGGGACCGGCCCUUGCAGAUGCCAUCGAAGGGUUGAGGUCGGGAAAUGCUCCUGGCAUGUUCAAGUACAAGAGUGCGGUUCGUUGGGGGAAGAGCGUUGCAGAAUAUCUUCGAUCAUAG